AUGGGGAACAUCGGGGGAAACGCUGGGCCGAUUGCCGACCCAGUGCAUUCCGCGGGUCGGGAUCCCAAAGUCGGAGCCGGUGCAGCGGGAGACGAGUGUCUGCCGCUGAUGCUUGCGGGCGGUGGUGAGCCAGUGCGUCACGAAAAGCGCUCUGUUCCUCAGGGUGCUGAGGGCGAGGCUUCCAACCGAGCGAAGAAGGUGAAGAGUGCUGCUGGUAUCACUACUGCUGGCCCGAAAGAGGCCGCUCCACCGGUUAUUGCUUCGAAGGACGCUGUUGUUGCUUUUGGAAGGCUGGCGAUUGCGGCGGCGGGCACGAAUGAGGGCGCGGAUGAAUCCGUUGGCGACGAGGAGGCCGAGGCGAGGGAUGCGCGGAGGAAGUACCUUGCGGCGCGGGCAGCGGCGAAAGGUGCUGGUCGUGGGGCUGAGGGGGGGGCCUCUAAGAGUGCCGAGAUAAUUCAGACGCCGAUGGUCGGUGUCCGUGUUAUUCCGGGCCAAAAAAACCCCUUCGCGGUUGAGCUUCAUCAUGGUGGCGAGCGCUUCUAUCUCGGCACGUUUCCGCGGGCAGGCCCCGCGCGCUAUCUGUCCGCGGUGGCACAGACCGUGUGGCACGAUUGCGUGCAGAAGUCUGAGUUGGUGCUCACGGAUCAGGAGGAGGAGGAAUGGACACUCGAUCUCGAUCUCGCCCGAAAGAUGACCGCGGGGCUUUACGCUGUUAUUUUCAUCAGGAAACUGACCGCGAAUCACAAGAGGAUGUUGAACAUUUUCAAGACAACUCGCGGAUUCUUGGACUCGAAGGUGAAGCCCACGGUCGAGUCCGCGAUUUGUGUAGCAAUUGGCCUUGAAGCCGCGGAUGACGAAACGGGGGUGAAAGGGAAAGCAUAG
Molecule: messenger RNA, 882 nt
Organism: Closterium sp. Naga37s-1
Lineage: Eukaryota; Viridiplantae; Streptophyta; Zygnematophyceae; Desmidiales; Closteriaceae
Source: the annotation of a GenBank genome assembly